AUGCGCCGGGCGAUGCGGCCGCUCCGCGCCCUGAGGGGGCUCUGCGGGGGGACAACGCUCAGUGCGCUGCCCUCCUUUGGGUUCCUGUUUGACAUCGAUGGGGUGCUGGUGCGAGGGAAGACUCCAAUUCCUGCCGCCAGAACAGCCUUUCAAAAGCUCGUGAACUCUCAGGGACAGUUCUUGGUGCCUGUGGUGUUUGUCACCAAUGCAGGGAAUUGCCUUCGCCAGAAAAAAGCUGACCAGUUGUCUGAUCUGCUGGGAGUUCCAAUAUCCCAAGAUCAGGUGAUGAUGUCACACAGUCCCCUGCGGAUGUUCAAGCGUUACCAUGAGAAAUGUGUCCUGGUGUCUGGACAAGGACCACUUCUUGAUAUUGCUCAAGACCUUGGUUUCUGUCAGCCCAUCACCAUCGAGACUCUGCGGGAGAAGCACCCGCUCCUGGAUGCAGUUGACCAUGACAGAAGACCCAACGUUCUGUCCCCCUCUGCUGUGGAGCUUCCCAAGAUUGAGGCUGUGGUGUUGUUUGGGGAGCCAGUCAGAUGGGAAACCAGCCUGCAGUUGAUAAUAGAUGUUUUGCUGACCAGUGGCUAUCCUGGAAAUCCCUAUCACCAUGAAAACUACCCUCACAUUCCUGUGCUUGCCUGUAACAUGGAUCUCAUGUGGGUAGCUGAGGCACAGUCUCCAAGGUUUGGGCACGGGACAUUCAUGGUGUGUUUGGAGAACAUCUACAAGAAGAUCACUGGCAGGGAGCUGAAGUACGAGGCGCUGAUGGGCAAGCCCAGCAGGCUGACGUACCUGUACGCUGAGCAGCUGCUGCGGGCACAGGCCCUGCACAGGCCCUGGCACCAGCCCAUCCACACCCUCUAUGCUGUGGGAGACAAUCUCAUGACGGACGUCUACGGUGCCAACCUUUACAACCGCUACCUUGAGGAGAACUCCAGGAAGGGCUCCAAGCCCCGGCUCCAGGCCCAGGUUUCUGGUGGCAGAGGCUCUGCUGCGCUCCCUCAGGACGAGGACAUGGAGCAGGGCUGGGAGAACCAGCUGGCACCUGCAGCUGCUGCCCACUGCAGGUCUGUCCUGGUGUGCACCGGGGUGUACAACCCCCACAGCCAGGAGCCCCUGGAGGCCAGGGACAGCCUCAGGGAAGCCGUGUUCCAUGGCCACAGAGAUUUUAGGUUUGAUCCUGCUUUAGUAGAACCGGAUCAUAUUGUUCCAGAUGUCAAUGCUGCUGUAGACCUGGUCUUCCAGCUGGAGAACUUUGCACCUAACUGAGGUGAUGGGAUUUCAUAAGGACCACUCAGUGCUGUGCUUUUCUUCCCAAAAAACAAGCUGUGCUUUACAACAGCACCACAAACUGCUGCCUUCUAAAAUUUUUUAACUUCUACAUUAAUGCAAUCUUACAUUAGGUAUGCUUAUUAGUAGUAUAUAUAGAUAUAUUAGUAUGUUUAUAUUAAAUAUCAAUAAUGCUUUUUAUAGUACUUCAAAGUAUGUAAUUUCUGGCUUUAGUUGCUCUUUAUUGUCCUCCUCUUCAUUUUGUUAGGUAUUUUAACAGCAAUAUUUCACAGUAGGCUAUUCAUGUUACUGGUACUUAAAUUCCCCCGUGACAGUAUCUUGUUUGCUGGAAGAUUUAACCUGUAGGUGUUUGGGAUCUUCACGGUAUCAGAGCAGGGUUUGUUGGCAUCAGCCUCAGUGUGGAAUGGGCUGGUACAGCACAACCCUGCUGGCUCUUCUGCAAGCAAGGGGUGCUCUCCUAAAUCAGAGUGGAGUUCCAGUCUGUUCUGCUGGGGACUUGCUCACAUCUAACCUUGCUGCUGCCUUGCUGUUUGUUUGCUUUCCCAUGUGUCUGGAGUUGCUAUUUCCUCUCUCUGAUGUGUAAAGCUUUAACAGAACUGCCCAUGGAGGUUGGGGAAGGCUGACUUGGUACUGCCCUGUUGGAACUCCAACUGAGCACAG
Messenger RNA from Empidonax traillii (willow flycatcher), 1950 nucleotides. Its product is annotated as haloacid dehalogenase-like hydrolase domain-containing 5. Bases 1 to 1269 code for a protein of 422 amino acids. NCBI's taxonomy places the organism in Eukaryota, Metazoa, Chordata, Aves, Passeriformes, Tyrannidae. Gene Ontology annotation, cellular component: mitochondrion. The record is from RefSeq and is a predicted model, not a curated record. The transcript is spliced from 8 exons. Gene Ontology annotation, biological process: glycerophospholipid biosynthetic process.